Messenger RNA from Cavenderia fasciculata, 1860 nucleotides. RefSeq lists its product as uncharacterized. The coding region runs from base 1 to 1860 and encodes 619 amino acids. Lineage: Eukaryota; Evosea; Eumycetozoa; Acytosteliales; Cavenderiaceae. The record is from RefSeq and is a predicted model, not a curated record. The transcript has a single exon.
AUGCAAUCUAUUUUACAACAAAUAGUAGAGAAUCAAUACAUUGAAGGAUUGGCUUAUAUCCUUGGUCCCGAAACUUUGGUAAUUCAAUACUCGAUAUUAUUCUUGUUCAUUUGUCUCUUUUCGAUUGGACGUUUGUGGUGCGACUACAUCGCGAUUCAAAUUGAAGAGGAAUCAAUAAGAGAAUACCAUCAGUCAAAGGUGAUAUUAUUGAAACGAAUUGGGUCGAUCGAUCUUGAAAAUAGAAAAGAUAGUAGUAGUACAUGUGUAUUCUUAUCUAAAUACAUUCAAUCGAUCAUUAUUGGAAAGUUGAUUGAUCGUAUUGACAAUCAUGGACGUGACGAACGAUCACGUCUAAUGUACAGUAGAGGAGAACCUACGGGAAGCAACAAGUUCGUUGGCCACCAUGAAUUAAUCAACAUUGCAAUGGUAUCAAAAUGGUGGUUAAAAGUAACAAGACAAUCAACACCAAAUCUAAAGAUCAAAGGUCCAUUAAAAGAAUCAUGUCUGUCAUUUUUCAACCCAGACACUGUAUCGGCUUUAAAGUGGAAUGUUAUCAAAUGGUAUGAUACGGGUGAUUAUUCAAAAUGUGAUUACAAUCAAUUUGAUUAUACAAAGCUUCCACAACUACUACAACAACUAAAAUCAAUCAAUAUUGCAACACACAAUAUAGAAGAGAGUACUUUAGAGACUGUCGAAAAAGUAGUCAAUGCAUUCCCUCAUAUAUCUCCCAACAUUCAUAUUCUCAUAAGAUCCAGUGAAUCAAAACUUGUAUGGCCCAAGAAUAUAAACAUUAUGAAAUCAAUCAAACCCACUAUCACCAUUACACUCGAAGGCGAAUUUGAAUGGCAAUACGAAGACGAUGAUUCCUUCAUGGAAGAUUUUUAUCAAAUGAUAGAUGAUUUGGACCCUUCCCACCUUAACCUUUUUUGGAAUAGUUAUAUUGAUUACUCUCUAUUACUCCAACAUUUAACACCAACGAUAAAACACCUCAACUUUCCAAACGACUCUUAUUACGGCGAGACGAUCAAACUAUCACAACUUAAACAUUAUGUCGCCAAGCCAUAUCAACUAGAAUCACUUAAUACUUGUAUUCUUUUCGAUAUGAAUCAAGAUGAAAUUGUUAUCAAUGAAGAUGGAAAUAAUGAAGACGACGGUGACGAUGAUGAUGUUAUCAAUCAAGAUGGCAAUAUUGAAGAUGGUGAAGAUGAUAUCAAUGACAAUGAUGGUUUUAUCGGUGAUGAUGCUUUUGGAAAUAGAUCAAAACAUUGGAAAGACUUUUGUUUCAAUUUGUGUCACAACAAAUCUCUCAAGAGACUCAAAUUGAAGGACAAAGAUCCAAAACAAGAAUUUUUCCAUUAUGAACGUUGGGCAAGAAAAAAAGGAAUGGAAAUAGAAUCUAAAUCAUUGACACUGGAUAGAUUAGCAUCAUCAUUUAUUCCAAUUUGGGAUAAAAACAACAAGAUUGAAUUGGUUGGAUUGACAUCACUACCACAAAUCAUAUCACCUCUAUUUUUCACAACACUUGUUAAUAAUCAAACCAUCACUACUUUAAUGUUGACACAUUAUACAUUACGUCAAGAAUAUAUUCCAUCGUUUUCACAAUUAUUGGUGAUCAACACCACAAUCAAAAGAGUCUGUAUCAGAAAUAAUCAUUUGGAAUCGAGUAAAGAGUUGGAAAUGGCAUUUAAACAAAACAAAUCAAUUAUAGAUUUGGAUAUUACUGGAAAUCAUUUUGGAAAUACUUUCUUUUCGGCAUUGUUGGAAAGUGACACUAUUCAAUAUUUGGUGAUUGAUAGAGAAAUGAAAGAUUUAAAUCACCCAUAUUUUAAUCAAUCAAAAUCAUUAAUUCAAUUCUUUUAG